This is a messenger RNA of Diabrotica virgifera virgifera (western corn rootworm), 1032 nucleotides long. Its product is annotated as E3 SUMO-protein ligase KIAA1586-like. NCBI's taxonomy places the organism in Eukaryota, Metazoa, Arthropoda, Insecta, Coleoptera, Chrysomelidae. The record is from RefSeq and is a predicted model, not a curated record. The transcript has a single exon. Bases 1 to 1032 code for a protein of 343 amino acids.
AUGGAGCCGUCAAAGAAAAAUCAAAAAACACUGUUUUCGUUCUUUUCUAAGCAACCAAAUGAAGAUAAAGGUGAAGAAGUAAAUGAUUUCGGUGUAUCUCUUUCAGGGAAAAAUUCUACUUCUCUUCGUGUGUCUUCAGAUGAAAAAAGUGAUUUACAGGCAGGAACUGAAAGUAAUUCUUCUGUAAGUUCGUCUUCGAAUAUGCAUGAGCAUGAUGAACAAAAUAAAUCAGAAUGGCCUUCUAUAUGGACUAUUGAUAUGUGGGAACGCAAAAAACAAGCCUUCCCAUGGUUGGGUUGCAAAAACGGUUCAUUAGGCUGUACAUUAUGUAGCACCGUUUCUCAUCUUGGUGCUUUUAAAAAGGAACGUACAUCAAUUUCUAAAGAAUGGUGCACAUUUGCAAUAACAUUCAAUGGGUCUAGUAAGUCUGCCCAACUUACUUCCCUAAGAAAAAAAAUUUUUCUUCACAAGCAAUCAUCAGCCCACUUGACUGCUGAGAGCAUAACCGCUAAGGCGAACGAGGAAACUAUUGAAAACGUUUGUGAUAAAAUGAACGUUUCCAAUCUAGAAUCUACAAUUAAAGUAUUUCGAUCAGCUUACUAUUUGGCAAAAAAUGAUAGGCCCUUUUCUGAUUAUUCUAAACUUUUGCAACUUCAGAAAAUGAAUGGUGUAGACAUUGGUGUAGGAUUACACUCUAGAUUUAGUGCAACUGAAAUCAUUGACCACAUUUCUCAUGAAAUGAAAAAGCGAAUUACUCAACAGGUGAAAAGCAUUUCAGGUAAAAUUUCGAUUUUGAUCGAUGAAUCUACAAGCUUAAGUGAUAAAUCUACCUUGAUUGUUUAUUUAAAAUGUGAAACCAGCAAAGAUUUGCCACCAAAUGUCUUAUUCUUAGACCUAAUUGAAUUGCCUAACCAAACUGCUGAUUCUAUUUUUGAGGCACUUUUAGGUUGUUUGAAAAAAUAUGGGUUUGAUUUUGAGUACCUAAAAGAGAAUUUAGUUGCAUUUGCCUGUGAUGGCGCUAGUGUCAUUUAG